AUGGAAGGCGAAAAAGGUGUGGAGAAGAAGUUUGCGUGGGGGAAAACGGUGAGUUUUUUGGGGGGAAAUUUGAAAUUUUUUUUCUAGAUCCAAAUUUUGUGCUGAAAAUCAUGGAAACACUGAAAAUGAAGGUUUUUAUGAUUUUCAGCACAAAAUUUAGGUCUAGAACAACUAUCCAAAGUUAAAUCGGUUUUUUAGUUACAAAAAAACAUUAAUGAAGUUUUGAAACAGUGAAAAAAUUAAUAAAAACUUUUAGAUCCGAAUUUUGUGCUGAAACUGAUGAAAGCACUGAAAAUUGCUGGAAUUGAAGGUUUUUAUGAUUUUCAGCGCGAAAUUUAGAUCUAGACAAUUUUUUUUUGAAAAAUCUAAACUAGACUCUAGUAUUCAGCCUGAAAACUGAAGAAAUCUGGGAUUUUUCGGGGCCAAAAAACCGCGUGUAACUUUUAAAAAUCGAUAAUUUCACGUCAAAUUGCCACGUGGAAUUUUUUCAUCAAAUUUUCAAGUUUUUAUGGUCAAAUCUAUUGAAAAUAAUAAAAAUUUGGCUUGAAAACCUGAAAAUUCAGGUUUCAAUUUCAAAAAUCAAUAAUUUUCAGCAAGAUGACGCUGAAAGGCUCAAAAUUCUGGAAAAUUGGAAUUUUUUAGGUAAAAAAAAUUGAUUUUUUGAAUAAUCUAAACUAGACUAUAGUUUUAAAGCUAAAAACUGAAGAAAUCUUGGAUUUUUCGGGGCCAAAAAGCAUGAAAAUUUGAAAAUUUUCAGAUUUUAUGCAUUUUCAGGCUGAAAAUUCUUGAGAAUUAGCAUUUUUUAGGACAAAAAUAUGAAUUUUUGAAUAAUCUAAACUAGACUAUAGUUUUGAGCUAAAAACUGAAGAAAUCUAGGAAAAAAGCCACGUGGAAUUCUUCUCAUUUAAAAAAAUCAAUAAUUUUCAGCAAGAUGAAGCUGAAAGGCUCAAAAUUCUUGAAAAUUAGAAUUUUUUAGAUAAAAAAUAGAGCUGAAAACUGAAGAAAACUGAGAUUUUCUCACACCAAAAUUAUUUUUUCUUGAAAAAUCAAACUAGACUAUAGUUUCCCCCCAAAAAAUCAAUACUUUUCCAGCAAAAUGAAGCCGAAGAGCCAAUCGUAAGUUUCGCCGAAUUAAUGAGCGAAGAACUCGCCGAAAGUCUAUCGAAAGAAGACGCAGACGAAGAGGAAAAAUAUCUGAAACAACUCGAAUUUGUGCUCAAUUCCACAGCCAUGGAUGAAGUUCUCCUAAAUACCGAUGGAAUGACAGAUGAAGAAGUGGCAAUUGCGCUCCAGCGACAAUUUGAUAGAGAGGAUGAUGUUGCACGGGCUGUGCAAUCUACAGAUACAGUACACUUUACACCGGAAAGAUAUCACCCGAAAACUGCGCAGGAAUCAGAAUCAGAUGAAGAGGAUUUGGAUGAGUUGCGCGAAAUUGCCACGGAUAUGCUGUAUGCGCAAUUGGAUGCGGAAAACGCGCGCAAUUCGACGCGGUUGCAUGCGGAUGGCGCGAGCUCGUCGACGACUACGAAACAUGAUAUUGGUGUUAGUGGGAGACGGAAUGCGGAUAAGACGUUGAAUGUGAGAGAUUUUGCGGGCUGAAAUUUUGAAAAUCUGGAAAUUUGACGGAAAAAAAAUACGUAUUUUGACACCAAACAAGCCUAGGGUUACUGUAGAUUCUGAAUUUUUCCAAAAUUCAUGAAAUUCAACUCAUUUUUGACAAGAAAUCCCAAAAUUCUCGGAAAUUUCUGGAAAAAUUGGAGAUUAAAGAUUCUAUGGCAAGGAGCCGCGCCUAGAGAUACACCAAGUAGCGACGCCUUGAAACCCUAGUCGUCAAGAGCCAGCGCCUAGAGAACCCAGUUUUCAAGGAUCGGUGCCUUGAGAGUCAAAUUGUAUAGGAGUCUCGCCUAGAGUGCUUGUAUGACAAGCAGCGACGCCUAGAAAUGCUACCUGACAAGGAGCCGACCCUUGAAAACCUAGCUGUAUAGGACCGGCGCCUAGAGAUGCAGUAUGGAAAGGAGCUGCGACUUGAGAGUUCCUAAGGCAAGUGACGGAGCCUGGAAAACAUAAUUUUCGAGAGCCAACGCCUAGAGAACUACUCCGGCAAGGAUCAGCGCCUAGAUAUCCACUCUGACAAGCAGCUCCGCCUUGAAAGCUUCUAUGACAAGCAGUGAAGCCUAGAAAUCCUAUGAAAUUCACGUGGAUUUGAAUUUUCAGCAGAAUUCUUAAAAAUAAUAUAAUUUUCUGGAAAAAAAUUGAAAACCAUACCUCGGCCAACCCGUGGUGGAGCAGGGUACAAUUUUCAAAAAAAAAUUUUGAAAAUUUUUAGAGUACAGAAAAAAAUUCAUGGAACUUGAAUCAGAUCGAAAUUUUUCAGUUUUAUAGGAACUCUGUCACAUCUGGAUCACUAACUUUCUAAAUACAACGUUUCACUUAAAAAUUCAAUGCUUGAACUAUUUUUAAAUCGAAAAAUACUGAAUUUUCGUUUUUCAAAAAAAUUGAUUUUUUCAAAACUCAAAUUUUUGAAAAAUUACAUACUCUGGAUUAAAUUUUUUGUUGAUUCUAGAGUCUAGACCACAAAAAAACGCUACCUAAGUCGAAAAAUCCAUCAAAAAUUUUUCGGGACAACUCAGGACUCAACUCGUGGGCCAAAAAACAGAUUUUUGUUCAUAACUCAAUUCAGGCUGAAUGAAAUGUAAUCAAACAUAUAACCAUAAUGUAGAGCGCGAAAAAUUAAUAUAAGUCUCUAUUUUGACUUUUUUCGAAAAUUGAACCCGAACUCGAAAAAACGCUACUUUCCAGAUUCGUGGUUCAGCCAAUGCAAAAAUGUAUAGGAACCACGAUUCCAGUUUGCGGUCUAAUCGAAAACAUUUUCCCAACAUUUUAUGCUUGUUCUAGCGUUCUUAGACCCUUAAGUUUCUACAUAUAGAGUUUCAGAUUAAAAUUUCAAGUUUCAGCCAGUUUUUUUCUAGCUUUAAAUUAUUUUGCGAAAUUCUCAUUGAUUUUAUUGAAAGGGAUAGAAAACAGCGAUCUUGAAUAUGAAAAUUGAGAAAGGGGAAAGAAAUCGCCUCCAUGGUGUAGUGGUAAGGCGUUGAGCUGGCUUGUGGUGGUGUGUGGGUUCGAAUCCCGCUGCCACCCAAACUUUUUUUUCGAAAAUUUGAAUUGCGUUUUUUUUGUAAACAGUUCUUUAUUUGAAAAAAAAACUAACAGCCAAGUUUUUUUAGAUAUAAUUAUUACACCAUGGAGAAUUAAAUCAUAUUUCCUUGUUCUUUGCUCUAUCUUCUUUUUCAUUACACUGUCUUCCGUCGAUUUCUUUUUGACAAACUUCAUCUGAAAAGAAAACAACUAUCAAAACUGAUCAGUCUGAUCUAUUUUUCAAAUAACAUUGUUUCUGAAAACUAAUUUCACAUAAUUAAAAAACGGGCGAUUUUUGCAUUUUGGCAUUUCACGAUGUUCAGUGUCAUUUUUGCUUUUGACCUAACAAUUGUUGGUUGAACCUGCAUUUUUUUUUAACGAAAUCUAACUAAAGCACGAAUUUUCAAGCUUGUGUUUAGCAGACAAAUCAGAUAUAACCCCGAAUAUAUCCAUUUAAACAUUAAAUCUAUUAGAAGAAAAAAUUUCGAAUUCAGGGUAGAGUACAAUUUUUACAAUUUUCACUCCAAAAAUCUAGAGUACAAUUUUAUUAUUUUGAAACCACGAUGUUGGCCGAGGUAUGUUGAAAACCUUCAUUUUUGGCACAAAAAUAAUUGAAUUUUAAAGAAAAUAAAUUAAAAAAUGCAAAACUUUGGAUAAAAAUUGAAAAUUUACAUUUUUAAACGCAAAAUAAUCGAAUUUCGGUGAAAAUUAAUGGAGAAAAUCAUUUCUAAAAUAAUUUCCAACAAAAUUCCAGGAUCGAAUGAACCUCACAACCGGCGAUAUGAUUUCGGGAAAAAUCAAUAAUCGCGUCUACAAUUCAUUGUUGGCUUUUGGAAAAAGUGAUGCAAAACGACAAAUGAGAAUGAAAGACAAAGAGGAAAAAGCAACAAUGGACACAUCAGUUGAUGCAAAUACAAGAUUGACAUUAUUGAAAUGGAUUAAUCAAGGAGUUAUUGAUUCGAUUGAGGGAAUUAUUGCAACGGGAAAGGAAUCGGCUGUAUUACAUGCGAAACAAAAUGAAAAUAAUGAACAUUAUGCGGUGAAGGUUUAUAAGACUACGUUGUCGGAAUUCAAGAAUCGGUGAGGUUUUGAGAUGCGGAAGCGGAGGGUGCGCGGAAGCUUGCGGUUUACACUCGCUCCGCUCGAUUAGAGAGUGUGUAGAAUUGAGAGAAGCAGAGAUAUCAGAGAGCUAGAGACGCAGAGAGAUCAGGCAGCUAGGUAGCUAGAGACGCAGAGUAACUAGCCGCUUCGCGGAAGAUAGUGCCGCUGCGCGGAAGCUUGCGGUUAACACUCGCAAAGCUUUCCGCGUGGAAGCUUCUAAGCCCGGCCGCUUCGCGGAAGCUUGCGGUUUACUCGCGCAAAGCUUUCCGCGUGGAAGCUUCUAAGUCCGGCCGCUUCGCGGAAGCUUGCGGUUUACACUCGCGCAAAGCGCUCGGGCUGGAAUCUUUAUAACCUGAGAAAUGGUCUAAAAACCCCGAAUUUCCCCCUUAACCUGAACAAUCCUACAAAAAAUUCGAAAAAUCCUGAAAAUUCCAGAUUUUCAAAAAAUCUCGAAAUUUGCUGGAAAUCCCACAAAUUUAAAAUAAAAUGUCUGAAAUUUCUGAAAAUUUUUAAAAAUUCUGGAGAAUUUCAGACAUUUCAAGAUAAAAUUUGAGUUUUUUGUAAUUUUUCUGAAAAAUGCAAUUUUGUAUUCAAAAAAUCUGAAAUUUUCUGAUAAAUUACAACAUUAAAAAAAAUAAAUCUGGGAAUUUCUGUAUAACCUGAGCAAUGUUCAAAAAAGCGGGAUUUUUCUGUUUAACCUGAGCAAUGAUAUUUUUCCCUAUAACCUGAGCAAUGCUCAAAAAUCCCAAAAUUUCCUCUAUAAUCUGAGCAAUGCGAAAUUUCCCCAAUAACCUGAGUAAUGCGAAAUUUUCCUAUAACCUGAGCAAUGCUCAGAAAUCCUUCAUUUUUCCUAUAACCUGAGCAAUGCGAAACUUCCGUAUAACCUGAGCAAUGCUCAAAAAAUCCAAAAUUUCUCCAAUAAUCUGAGCAAUGCUCAAAUUUUCUCUCAUUCCAGCUCCGAAUACGUCAAAGACGACUUCCGCUUCAAAAAUCCACGUGGAGUGCUGAAAAUCUGGGCCGAACGCGAAUUCAUGAAUCUCUCACGAAUGACCAAACACGGCCUUCCCUGUCCGUGUCCCUUUAAAUUGAAAAAGAACAUGUUGGCGAUGAGUUUGAUUGGAAAUGGUGGAAUUGCGGCGCCGCGGCUGAAAAAUGUCCAAUGGGAAUUUUUCACGGAUGAGGAGAGGAGGGGAAUUUAUGAGCAAGUUGAGAAGGUGAGCGGUUUUCCCCUAUAACAUGAGCAAUGCUAAAAAUAUCCAGAAUUUACGCUAUAAUCUGAGCAAUGCUCAAAAAAUCCAGAAUUUUCCCUAUAACAUGAGCAAUCCUUUAAAAAUCCGGAAUUUUCCCUAUAACCUGAGCAAUACCUCAGAUUUUCCGAUUUUUUUUCACGAAAAGUUGAAUUUUCAAAUUUUUGCGUCAACAAAAAUUUCACUGGCACAUUUUUUGUAGAAUCACCUACAAAAAAUGAGCUAGCAUAUCUUUGACUUACAUAUAAUGCGCCAGCAAAAACACCUUGACGCAUUUCGUGUAGGUUAUUCUACAAAAUAUGCGUCAGCUCAACUUUGACCUACUGAAAUUGCGUCAAGGUGUUAUUGCUGACCCAAAUUUUGUAGAAGCACAUUUUGAGCUCUUUGCUGACUCAUAUUUUGUAGAACCUACCAAAAAUGCGUCAGCAAUCUAUUCGAUAAGCUGAGCAAUGCUUUGAAAAUGCGAACAAUUAUCUUUAACCUGAGCAAUGCUCGGAAAAUCCACAAUUUUCCCGCAUAACCUGAGCAAUCCUCGAAAAACCUGGAAUUUCCUAUAAAAUUCAAAUAUCCAGAAUUUUCUCUAUAACCUGAGCAAUCCUCAAAAAAUCCAGAAUUUUUUCUAUAACCUGAGCAAUGUGUUUUUCUCUCUUCAGAUAAUGUGUCGAAUGUACAAAGAAUGCCUUCUGGUACACGGUGAUUUGAGUGAAUUCAACCUGCUGUUAAAUCUCGAAAACAAUCAAGUGUUCGUCAUCGAUGUUUCACAAGCCAUGGAUUUGUCGCAUCCGAGAAAUUUGCAAUUUUUGACCCGCGAUAUCGCGAAUAUUUUGGCAUUUUUUGCGAGAAUCGAAACACCUGGUUUACCGAGUUCGGUUCAAUUGUUCAAUUUGAUUACUGAUUUGGAAAUGAAAGAGGAUGAUGAUUUGAAUGUUCAGGUGAGAAGUUUGGGAAGGGUUUGCUCAAAAAUCCUCAGUUUUCCAUUCAAUCUGAGCAAUGCUUGAUAAAAAAUAACACAAGAAUUUGGAAAUUUCCCUAAUUGGCUUCCACGUGGCCGCUGGCGCGGAAGACAGUGCCGCUGACGCGGAAGCUUGCGGUCUACACUCGCUACGCUCGAUUAGAGAGCGUGUGAAGUGAGUGACGCAGAGAUGUCAGAGAGCUAGAGACGCAGAGAAGUUAGACAACUAGAGAGUUAGAGACGCAGAGAUGUCAGACAGCUAGAGAGUUAGAGACGCAGAGAAACUAGCCGCUUCGCGGAAGAUAGUGCCGCUGACGCGGAAGCUUGCGGUUUACACUCGCUACGCUCGAUUAGAGAGCAUGUAGAAUUGAGAGACGCAGAGAAAUCAGAGAGCUAGAAACGCAGAGAAACUAGCCGCUUCGCGGAAGAUAGUACCGCUUACGCGGAAGCUUGCGGUUUACACUCGCUCCGCUCGAACUCAAAAUUUUCCUAUAGCCUGAGCAAUGAUUUAUAAUAUGAACAAUGGUUUUUCAAAUUUUUUUUGAAAAUAAUUCUCUAAUUUUUCUCCAAAAAACUUGAUUUUCGGCUUAAAAUUUGACAAAAUUCUCAAAAAAUCUGAAAAAUCAUUGCUCAUGUUAGAAUUUUUCAAAGGAAAAUCUGGGAAAACAUAUUGCUCAUAUUAGACUUUUCACAUUGUUAAAUACUGUGGUUAAACAUGAGAACAUGAAAUAUCCUAUAACCUGAGCAACGCUCAAAAAUCCUAAUUUUUCUAUAACCUGAGCAAUCCUCAAAAAUUUGAAAAUUUCUGUAUAAUCUGAGCAAUGCUAAAAAAUCCGGAAUUUCCAUGUGAAAAAUUCGAAAAUUAGGCUCUCGGAGCUUGAAAAUGCUCCAAAUUUUAAGAAUAGGCUUGUGAGGUGUCAAAAUUCAUGAAAUUCUGAGAAAAAUUCAAAAAUUAAGCUCUCGGAGCCCGAAAAUGCUCCAAAAUUCAUAUACAAAAUCCAAUUUUCCCCCCAGGUCGAACAAUUUUCGGAAGAAAAUCGAGCUGUUCACCUGCGCCACGAUAAAUCACGCCCUGCAGAUUUGGAGUUGUCGAGAUAUCAAGAGGACAAGAAGGCGAAUCGAGGAAUUUCACCGGCCAGAGAUUAUAAUUAG
Molecule: messenger RNA, 7584 nt
Organism: Caenorhabditis angaria
Lineage: Eukaryota; Metazoa; Nematoda; Chromadorea; Rhabditida; Rhabditidae
Source: the annotation of a GenBank genome assembly